This is a messenger RNA of Megalops cyprinoides (Indo-Pacific tarpon), 1558 nucleotides long. Its product is annotated as doublesex- and mab-3-related transcription factor A1-like. Lineage: Eukaryota; Metazoa; Chordata; Actinopteri; Elopiformes; Megalopidae. The transcript is spliced from 2 exons. The coding region runs from base 112 to 1446 and encodes 444 amino acids. Gene Ontology annotation, molecular function: protein binding; DNA-binding transcription factor activity, RNA polymerase II-specific; RNA polymerase II cis-regulatory region sequence-specific DNA binding. The record is from RefSeq and is a predicted model, not a curated record. Gene Ontology annotation, cellular component: nucleus. Gene Ontology annotation, biological process: regulation of transcription by RNA polymerase II; sex differentiation.
GGUAACCUUAGUCCGUCUUAGCCAGAGAAGACCGACUAAGCUCACAUCAUUGCCGCCUGAACGUGCAAACUGCUCUUGUGGACAACUGUGUAUCCGUACCCAGCGGACGAAAUGGAUAGCAGCAGCAGACCACUCGGUUUACCCGGGCAUACCCCCUCACCUCUCCCGGUCGGUGGGUUGCAGGUAGCCUCUUCUCUGUUGCGACCCCCACCUCUGUUUCUCCGAGCAGCAGCCGCUGCCGCCUGCUGCCCUCCCCUGGAAAGAGGGUAUCCCCGGACCCCGAAGUGUGCCAGAUGCCGAAACCAUGGCGUCGUGUCCGCUUUGAAAGGGCACAAGCGUUUCUGUCGCUGGCGGGACUGCGUGUGCGCAAAGUGCACUCUAAUUGCCGAAAGGCAGAGGGUCAUGGCUGCACAGGUAGCUCUACGGAGGCAACAGGCACAAGAGGAGAGCGAGGCCCGAGAACUGCAAUUUAUGUAUCCUGGGACUGGAUCGAGUGAGACAGGACUAACCAUGGGAGCCCCUGUGGUUGGUACAGGACCAGGAGGGUCAGGGCUGGUUAAUACCAGACCAAGAACACCGAGUUAUGAUGUAUUCGGCAUGGACGAACAGAAAGAGGGCGACAAGAUACCCAAAUACAACCUGUUCAACGGAUUUAUGGGGCGUCCUAUAUUUGCACCCCACUCACUGCCCAUGUCCUCUCCUUUGGAGAAGAGCGACUCCACGUCACCUCUAGAGAAAACCCGCACGGUUUUGGAUAAAGAAAGUGGCAUUCGUUCACCUGGCUCUGAUCAGCUGUCCGAUCAACUGGAAAGUCCAAGAUCACUGUCUUCAUCGGACUUAGAAUCCGGCAGCGAAUCGGAGCGGCAAAAGGACUAUCCAUCCCCUGAGCUGAACCCACCUGCUGCCUCAUCCAGACAUCGCGACCCCACUGAUGUCAUGACAAAAAUCUUCCCUCACCAUAAGCGGGACACUCUGGAGUCGGUGUUGAAGAAUUGCAAGGGCGAUAUUGUUAAAGCAAUCGAACUGGUCCUCACCUCCAAAGAGAACAAAUGCAACUCGGAGAGCACCAGUACCGCGAUAUCCGAGCAUUCAAGUCUACAGAGAUCUACAGGUUUUGGACUUCCCGGAGGUUCGCUUGGUACACUCAGCGCCAAGUCAGCGUUUUCUCCACUGCAGACGACCACAACUUCAAUAGGAGGCGACAGCAUUUACGGGUUGAGUCCCCGGUUCGGAAUCAGCCCUCUGCGCCUGGCUUACUCGACUUCUGGAGGGGGGAUAACUAGUUUUAUGUCACCUUAUGUGACGUCUGGGUUAGUGCCGGCCUUUCCACUUCGCCCGCCGAUGGACUAUUCAUUACCGGGAAUGAUGCGAGAUUUCUCUUACCUCCAGAAUAAGGAUUCCUUGUGUAAUACAGGCAUUUAUUCUCGUCUAAAUCACGAUAAAUAAUAACAAUUCAAACGGUUUCCCCUGCGUUCAACAGUUUGAAACACUUAAAUAUUUUAGAAAUAACAUGUGCCUUACCCUGACAGUUUUUCACCAACAUAUUAAUUGUUGGAAA